UUCUGUGUUUCGUGCAGCACGAGGCCGGCAUACGCAGCCCAACACCCGAUCUUGUCCCCCUCUCCACGCAGUUAAGGUAUAUCCAUACCUUACGUGCAUACAUUACAUUCAUUGUAUGCACCCGGCAAGACUGCCAUCUCUCAUCAACCAUCAGCGCUUCCAUUCUUUUUGUCCGGGAACCCCCCUUCCCUCCCUCCUCCACCCGCCCCGGAUCAUCACUAAAUUACACUACCUUACUCCGUACCUCGAGAGACUGUCUGGGACGCACAGCAACCUUGCGUCCGCACCCUGUUGUUUGCUGCACCUGGUCGACCUGGCCCCCCCUGCUUCCCAGGGCCUUGAAACCACCAACAGAUCGCCUGUGCAUCUCACCGUUAUUGGUGUCCAAUUUACUUAUCCGGGGAUCGCGGCAGCCCUGAGUUGACUGCGCCGCCCGUGUACACCCCUGGACGUUUACCCGAGGCGAAUAUCUAGUUAGCCCUCACCCCUUGGGCCCUCUCUGGUCUGCCGCGAAACCACACUGCACUCAUCUGUGUGUGCCUGUGUCUGUGUGUGUGCGUGUGCGUGUGCGCGUGCGU
Molecule: messenger RNA, 578 nt
Organism: Canariomyces notabilis
Lineage: Eukaryota; Fungi; Ascomycota; Sordariomycetes; Sordariales; Chaetomiaceae
Exons: 2
Coding region: 116-424 (102 amino acids)
Source: RefSeq, a predicted model, not a curated record